Messenger RNA from Plodia interpunctella (Indianmeal moth), 2606 nucleotides. Its product is annotated as peroxiredoxin-2-like. Lineage: Eukaryota; Metazoa; Arthropoda; Insecta; Lepidoptera; Pyralidae. The transcript is spliced from 7 exons. Gene Ontology annotation, molecular function: thioredoxin peroxidase activity. Gene Ontology annotation, cellular component: mitochondrion; cytosol. The record is from RefSeq and is a predicted model, not a curated record. Gene Ontology annotation, biological process: cell redox homeostasis; cellular response to stress; hydrogen peroxide catabolic process. Bases 158 to 841 code for a protein of 227 amino acids.
AAAUUGUCAAUUUCACUCGAAAAGAAAAAACGAAAAAGCAAGCAUUUGAAGUUUUCUAGAAAUACUUCAAUUUAAUCUACGAGAAAAUUCGCUUGAUUGCUUUCAAGUUUACUGUCGUUAUAAUUUACUACUUCGAUUUUUCUACGAAUUAAGCAUAAUGUCAUUUUUAAUUAAGCAAUUCACUCGCAAGAUCUUAUCACCGGCUAUUUCUGCAGCCAACAAACUCAAUUUCUCAACCACCAGUUCAGUUCUAACGCCGCGUAUUCAGAAGCCAGCCCCCGAUUUUGCCGCUACAGCUGUGGUCAAUGGAGAGUUCAAUACACUCAAGCUUGCAGACUUCAGUGGCAAAUAUGUAGUCCUCUUCUUUUAUCCUCUGGACUUUACAUUUGUCUGCCCGACUGAGCUUAUUGCAUUCAGUGAUAGAGCGAGAGACUUUGAGAAUAUCAACUGUCAAGUGAUUGGCGUUUCCACAGACUCGGAAUUCAGCCAUCUUGCCUGGAUCAAUACACCUAGAAAGGAUGGUGGUUUAGGGAAGUUGGAAAUACCCUUGCUAGCUGACUACAAGAAGAAUAUAUCAAAAGACUAUGAUGUGUUGCUUGAUGAAGGAUUCGCUCUUCGGGGUCUGUUCAUAAUCGACGGCAAUGGAAUCCUAAGGCACUUGUCAGUCAAUGACCUGCCCGUUGGUCGGUCAGUAGAAGAAACACUUAGGCUUGUGAAGGCGUUCCAAUUUGCUGAUAAACACGGUGAAGUGUGCCCCGCUAACUGGAAUCCUGACACAAAUGCGAACACAAUUAAGCCCAACCCGCGAGAAAGCAAGGAGUACUUCAAAAACGCAAAUUAAACUGACAAUAAAGGUCAUAUUAUUAUCCAUUUCAACCGCUCCCACCCAGCAAGAUGACAUUCAUUGAAAAGUGAGCUUUAAGACGUCUUCUUUAGACAUAUUUUACAUUGCAACAAAUUAGCGCUUUCAGCUCUCGUCUUAUCUACAGCAAAUGCUUUAAAGCUCACUUUUCAAUGAAUGUCAUCUUGGCGGGUGGCCUAAACAACGUCAGCCAAAUGUUCACUUUACAAAUCCAGUGCUGAAUACAUUUUGUUUAGCAAUUUUAUUCACAGUAAUCGCAAGGCUUUCAGCCCUUUAGCCUAAGGAAGGAAAUAGGGUAAAAGAUAUGUUUUAAAUAAAAUAGUCAUAAAAUUUUGGCUAAAAGGCUCGGGCCGCGUAUGCAUUCUAAGAGAGAAAGUCGUGAAGCUAUAGAAAAUACUUCUUUUUUAGUGACGGUACAUCAUAUUGCAAUUUCUUUCAUCCAUUGCCCGACUUCUCAUAUGUAUUGCGAGGAAGUAUAAGCAUGACAUAUAGUUAUACCUUUCACCACGUGAGAAAGAGGGGUGGACGGACCACGGAUGUAAGAGAUGGCUAUACAUAUAUGGACCUUGCAUCAAAACGUUCUUAACAGUGCGAGCUGCAGUAAGUGUGAAACCAUUUUUAAUUAAGUUAAUAAUGUCCUUUAAGAAAAUGUACUGCUCAGAAAAACAUAAUUGAAACGAUUUUUGGAGGAAGUUUCGACCGCUGCGGUCGCGCUGUAAAUUUUCUUGAGGAAGCAAUUAUUUCCAAAACCAAUCAUUCAUAAAAUUGACAAUUACCACAGUACAGAUUAAUUAUUUUAAAGACAGAUAGUAAACUUUUACUAUCUUUUGUUCUUGUCUUUGUUCAAAUUUAAAAUAUUGUAAUGAUAGGGCGACCGCAGCGGUCGAAUCAUUCUGAGAACCAGCCAAUAGUCAUUUCUAUGUUAUUUAAGAACCUUUGUUCUUAAAUUAACAUAAUAAUAAGACAAGAGCUUACUCUUAUCCGUAAGUGAAGUAAUAUAUUGUUUUCUUUAGGUAUAAUGUGUAAAAUAAACUUUUAUUAUGUUAAAUUUAAUCUGUUUCAUCCCGAAUGCAUUUAUUGUGCAAUAAUUGUAACUCACUUUCAAGACAACUGUAUCUACAUUUUUAAGGAUAAGACAAUAGAGGUAUUGUUUUUGACAAAUAAUUUUAGUUUAUAAUUCAAUUCAUCAAAAUUUUAGAACAAUUCGGUUUUAGUUAUAACUAAUAUUUGUAUGGGCAGGUUCACUGCAUCCAUGCUAAUCAGAAUAUAAUACCACUUCUAUUUACGAUGUACAAUAGAAAUGCUUAGGUAUUGAGGUCUGUGCACGCCUAAUGCCUAUAUAGCAAGAUGGUAUGGAAUGACAAUAUGCAAAUGUGAACGCAUGCUUUACAAUUCCAUACAUUCGCGUUUUCAGCUCUCCAUACUGGCCAAGUGGCUCUCCAUAAUGGAUAUUAUGAAAAAUUUAGGAUUUUUUCGAGAAAUUAUUUCUAGUGUUAUUUUCUCGAAUGAAACAUGAACUACUGAAUACAAAUUUUGAAAGGUAUUUCUGUAAUACUGUAUUGUAACUUUGUCAAAUGUAUUCAUAUUAUUUAUUCGCCAACCAAGUGUCACAAUGAUCUUAAAGAUUUUAGAUCUUUAGAUUGAAUUUGCCCGAACUGUAUUUUACAACCCUGUUCAUAUUAGUUACUAUUUUAUUGUGAUAUUUUAAAUGAGGUUUCCGUAAUAAAGUUAAUUCUGUUAUGUA